This is a messenger RNA of Sander lucioperca (pikeperch), 3187 nucleotides long. Its product is annotated as ATP-dependent zinc metalloprotease YME1L1. The coding region runs from base 220 to 2400 and encodes 726 amino acids. Gene Ontology annotation, biological process: mitochondrion organization; protein quality control for misfolded or incompletely synthesized proteins. NCBI's taxonomy places the organism in Eukaryota, Metazoa, Chordata, Actinopteri, Perciformes, Percidae. The transcript is spliced from 18 exons. Gene Ontology annotation, cellular component: mitochondrial inner membrane. Gene Ontology annotation, molecular function: ATP hydrolysis activity; ATP-dependent peptidase activity; metalloendopeptidase activity. The record is from RefSeq and is a predicted model, not a curated record.
CCGGUAGUACUUCGACAUGACGUCAUAUUGUAGUCCAUUUGACCUCAGAUGCCGGAGAAUCCAUUUGCUGUUAUUUAGCUAAGCUGCUGAAAGUUGUGUAACAAGGGAAACAAAAAGGACACCACUCCCGGGAGGACUCGUUCAUUUGAGUUAUAUAGAGGGUCUCUCCUCACACAUUAACACCCCCAACUCCUAAUUUUGAGUUAUCAUUCGGCAAAAAUGUUUUCACUGUCAACGUGUUUUCAGCCACAGCAGAUGAUAGUGCCCCUCAGCCAGCUCAUCAAUGCCCUCCACUCUCUGAAGAACUCAGCCACAGCUUCAGUCCAGGCCCUGCACAAAGAUUUCAUUCCAGAGCACAGUUCAUAUCUAAAAGAGCCCAGUGUGAGUCUGAGGGAUCUUGGCCUGUCGGAGAUCAGGGCGAGUCAGCUGGAUGAGCUGGUCAGCAGGUUACUGCCGAUCCCCGGGCCAGAAGAACCUCCCGCUGUUCCUUCCAUAUGGAGGUCGAGUCACGUUUCUUCAGACAGCUUCUUUCACAACAAGCAUGGGUUUUCACACAGAAGGUUGGGUGUUUUUGGCUCCCCAAUAUUCCACAGACAAUACCACAGUCCUCUAAAAGGAGCGUGCUCAGAGCUACAAUUCUUGCCCGUAUGGAUCCAGAGUCGGGGUUUCAAGACACUUAAAUCAAGGACCAGACGGACGGAGUCUGGUUAUGACGGUCCGGUAGAAUCCGAGGCCUACACACCAGCCUUCAUGAAGGGAUUUCUUCAGAGGGAAAAGGCACCAGAAGCCCAGUCACUGGACGAACUGCUGAAACAAAGGCACCUUCCAGAUAACCAGCAGGAAGCUUUCAAGACGGGGUUCACUGAGGGGUUCAUGAGGUCUCAGGCCUUCACUCAGAGAACACAAGCCUCGCUGAGGAGAACCAGGAUUAUCCUGUUGGCCCUUCUACUUCUUGGUAUUUAUGGCUUGUCAAGAACCCCGUUUCUCUCGGGUAAAGGCUCCUUUUCUGAUGCUGUGAGGUUCCGCACCACAUCUGGUCUUGACUCAGCAGUCGACCCCAUCCAGAUGAAGAAUGUGACAUUUGAUCACGUCAAAGGAGCAGAGGAGGCGAAGAAUGAAUUACAAGAUGUUGUGGAUUUUCUCAAGAACCCCGAGAAAUUUACUGUUCUGGGUGGAAAGCUGCCUAAAGGGAUCCUCCUUGUUGGUCCACCAGGCACAGGAAAGACUCUGUUAGCACGGGCUGUGGCUGGGGAGGCUGACGUGCCUUUCUACUACGCCUCCGGAUCAGAGUUUGAUGAGAUGUUCGUGGGUGUUGGUGCGAGUCGAAUCAGGAACCUUUUCAAAGAGGCAAAAGCUAACGCUCCUUGUGUUAUCUUCAUUGAUGAGUUGGACAGCGUUGGCGGAAAGAGGAUUGAGUCUCCAAUGCAUCCCUAUUCUAGACAAACCAUCAACCAGCUGCUGGCUGAAAUGGACGGGUUUAAACCAAACGAGGGCGUCAUCGUUAUUGGUGCUACAAACUUUGCAGAGGCUUUGGACACCGCUCUGGUGAGGCCAGGACGGUUUGACAUGCAGGUGACGGUCCCUCGUCCCGAUGUGAAAGGACGCACUGAAAUUCUCAACUGGUACCUCUCAAAGAUCAAAAUAGACCCAGCUGUGGAAGCAGAGAUUAUUGCCCGGGGCACGGUGGGCUUCACUGGGGCAGAGCUGGAGAACCUGGUCAACCAGGCCGCCCUGAAGGCAGCCAUGGACGAGAAAGAGAUGGUCACAAUGAAGGAUCUGGAGUUCGCUAAGGACAAGAUCCUCAUGGGCCCUGAGAGGAAGAGUGUUGAUAUCGACAAGAAGAAUAAGACCAUCACAGCCUACCAUGAGUCCGGCCAUGCUAUUGUUGCCUAUUACACCAAAGAUGCAAUGCCCAUCAAUAAGGCCACCAUCAUGCCUAGAGGUCCAACUCUUGGCCAUGUGUCCAUGCUCCCAGAGAAUGACCGUUGGAGUGAGACAAGAGCCCAGCUGCUGGCUCAGAUGGAUGUCAGUAUGGGCGGCCGAGUAGCAGAGGAGCUCAUCUUUGGAGAUGAUAACAUCACCACUGGAGCCUCCAGUGACUUUGAUGGAGCAACCAAAAUAGCAAAAAUGAUGGUGACCAGGUUCGGCAUGAGUGACAAGCUUGGCGUCAUGACCUACGGCGACGUGACCAAGCAGAGCCCCGAGACACAAGCUGCCAUCGAGCAGGAAGUCAGGGCUUUACUGAAGGACUCAUACGAACGUGCUAAAAACAUCCUCAAGACGUACAACAAGGAGCACAAGAAGCUAGCUGAUGCCCUGCUCGCGUAUGAAACUCUGAAUGCCAAGGAGAUCCAGAUGGUGCUGGAGGGCAAAUCAUUGGACCAGCAGAUACCUCAGUAGAUAUUUUUGACUCUUGUAUCAUGUAUAUAUAUGAAGCUGUGCACAGGGCUUUUGGAGGCCUUGUAUUUCAUUUGUUUGUAACCCUCUUUAUUAUCGAUGUGAAGAAAAAUGUGAAAAAAAAUAAGUUUCACCCCUUUAUAAACCUUUUUUUUUUUAUUUCAUUUGUCUUGCAUUUCCUGUAGCAAAGACUUUUGGUUUCACAGUGAUUUUAAAAGCACUCAGUUUAAAUGAAUAAAAAUACAUAUUUGUUCUCCAGAAGUGUGUCUGCUACAGAUGUUUGAGGUGUCAUGAGGGGCUUCCUGUCCUCUACUCAAUGACUAAAUGACUUCUGUAGAUGUUUUGAUACAUCAGUCAUAUUUGGCAUAACAAGGUUAUACAGUAAAUGUAUUAAGGUGAGAUGAAUGAUUUCACAUAUGUCUAUUGUCUCAUUUUAAAUGUGUACACACCGGUGAACACCAUAGAACCUUAAAGUACCUCAAUCUAGAAUGUACCAUCUGGCUGUAGCAAAGUACAGGUGAUACCAUCAUUUUAGAGUUUUUUUCUCUAAAUUAUAUAUUUCAGUUGCAUCUAUUUUGUUUAUUUAUUUAAGUGCCCAAAGGUGUGUUCUUUUUCUGAAAUUAGUGAUCCUCACGCCCUAUUGUAAGCCCACGUGUAGCUGAUAAAUGAGGGGAAAUGUAUGUAUAUACACACACACUAUAAAACGUGUAAAAGGAUUGGCUUUGUGCUUCUGUUUGUUCUUUGAGACAAAGCCAUUGGAGCUCAAAUAAAGGUUAUCCUUACUCAUGAA